Molecule: messenger RNA, 1067 nt
Organism: Puntigrus tetrazona (Sumatra barb)
Lineage: Eukaryota; Metazoa; Chordata; Actinopteri; Cypriniformes; Cyprinidae
Gene: mtfp1
Product: mitochondrial fission process 1
Exons: 4
Coding region: 131-628 (165 amino acids)
Biological process (GO): mitochondrial fission
Cellular component (GO): mitochondrion
Source: RefSeq, a predicted model, not a curated record
UGAUUUGUAGACGCUCCCUCAGCGGCAGUAUGGCGCGCCUGACUGUAUGUGAAGAUCAGAACAACAUCAGAACAAUCUGAUCUGAUCUGAUCCGAGAUCUGCGCAAGAUAUCAAACACACACGGGUCAGGAUGAAAGACACCGCCGACACACACAGCAAAGAAGUGGACAUUUAUCGGGACACAUGGGUGAGAUUUCUAGGUUACGCUAACGAGGUGGGCGAGGCGUUCCGCGCGCUGGUGCCGGUCAGCGCUGUGUGGGCCAGUUACGCCGUGGCCACCGCUUACGUGUCCGCUGACGCGCUGGACAAGGGCAGGAAAGCAGCUGCGGCUCACACUGAGGAUCAUGGGAAGGCGGUGCGGGUGGCCGUGGCUGUGGUCGAUACCUUCAUUUGGCAGACUUUGGCUUCGGUGGCUAUUCCUGGAUUCACCAUCAACCGUGUCUGUGCCGCAUCCCUCUUCCUGCUCGGAAAAACCACCCGCUGGCCACUUCCUGUUCGCAAGUGGACCACGACCGCCAUCGGCCUCUCCACCAUCCCCUUCAUCAUCACACCCAUCGACAGGUCGGUGGAUUUCUUGUUGGACUCCAGUCUGCGGAAACUCUAUGGUGAAGGAGAAAAGCACGACUGAGCCUCAUCACAGCACCCCUGUGACCCCUGACCUCUGACCCCUGCAGCCAGCUCGAGCAGCGGUCUGUGAUCAUCAGCAGAAACGUGUCUGACGCUGACUUUAUUUGUUCGGAUGAACCGUGCCUCUCUCAGAACUCUGUCUGCAUGCAUCUCUCUUGAGAACGGUUUUCUGCAGCUGUUUGUUUUCAGGUGUUUACUUUGGAUCUUUUCUCACAUUAUUAUUGGAUUUUUAUUUCUGGUGAAUGGUUGAAGAAUCCAGUACUGUAUGUUUCUGUGGAAAUGACUGGAAUCUGGAAUCAAUGAUGUGUUUCUCUCUGAGGAUGUUUAGUGUCAAGGUUAAAGGGAUCAGCAGGUUUUCAGAAGCCAUAAACUCUAUGCAACUUCAGUUCUGAAUGUUCUGCUGGAGCACAAAGCGGCAUUAAACACACCAUUUUGAUCCA